This is a messenger RNA of Xiphophorus hellerii (green swordtail), 9034 nucleotides long. RefSeq names its product diaphanous-related formin 2 (gene diaph2). NCBI's taxonomy places the organism in Eukaryota, Metazoa, Chordata, Actinopteri, Cyprinodontiformes, Poeciliidae. Gene Ontology annotation, cellular component: actin filament. Gene Ontology annotation, molecular function: actin binding; small GTPase binding. Gene Ontology annotation, biological process: actin filament polymerization; actin cytoskeleton organization. The transcript has 31 exons. Bases 459 to 3839 code for a protein of 1126 amino acids. The record is from RefSeq and is a predicted model, not a curated record.
GUAAGAGGCGGGCGCGUUGUAGGCCUGGUUUUUAGGUUUGGUUGCUGAGCCCGGCUGUUGGUGGCUCUCUGCAUGCUGACAAGGAAGAAACACGUGUGAACAAAAACCUAACGUCCACCCCAGUCUGAGAGAGUAAUUAUCUGUUGUUUGCACAAUGUUGCGCUACUUUCAGAGUGCCAAUACACCCUGCUGUUUGAGGUGACUUAACUGCCGAUCAGAGGAGACCACACACAACCACACCUCUUCUACAAGCAGACUUCUCUACCGGAUGGUUUUGGAUACUAUGUGGAAGCGGAGAACUUUUUACGUUUGGCAUUUUUAAACGGGAUGGAUUUUGAGAACACAUAACUUGGAUAUACGUUUUGUAUUUUUGCUGUUGGGAUUUUUUCCCCCCCUUUAAGUGGAGUUCAUCAAGUUUGAAGCUUGCUUCUGGAAGGGAACUGACUUCAAGAACUAAAAUGGACCAAGCCAGCGGUGGGGAGGAUCCCAACAAGCCCUCUAAAAAGAAGUCCAGUGAGGAUGAGGGUAAAAACAAAAAGCUGAACAUACACAUUAAAACACUGGCUGAUGAUAUGCGUGAUCGUAUAACAAGUUUCAGGAAAACUGGGGCAAAGAAGGAGAAGCCUCUUAUUCAGCACCCAACUGAUCCCAUCUCUACCCAAGUCGAACUCCCUCAGCCACAGCCUUUCUUUGACGAGAGAUCCAUGAACCUUUCAGAAAAAGAAAUAGUUGACCUCUUUGAGAAGAUGAUGGAGGACAUGAACCUCAAUGAGGAUCGUAAAGCCCCUCUGCGUGGGAAGGAACUGAGCAUCAAACGUGAGAUGGUGGUCCAGUACAUCUCGGCCACUGCCAAAUCUAUAACUGGGAGCAAAGUUGGGGGUGGGCUACGUAACAGCAAGCAUGAGUGCACCCUUUCGUCCCAAGAAUACGUCCAUGAGCUGCGAUCUGGCAUCAUGGACGACAAGCUGCUCAACUGCCUGGAGUCCCUCAGAGUGUCCCUCACCAGUAACCCUGUCAGUUGGGUCAACAACUUUGGCCAUGAAGGUCUUGGCCUUCUUCUGGAAAAUCUGGAGAAACUUCUGGACAAGAAGCAGCAAGAGCAUAUUGAUAAACGCAUCCAGCAUAAGCUAAUCCAGUGCUUAAAGGCUUUCAUGAACAACAAGUAUGGACUGCAAAGGAUCCUGGGAGACGAGCGGAGCUUGUUGCUGUUGGCAAGAGCAAUCGACCCCAAACAGACCAACAUGAUGACGGAGAUUGUCAAAAUUCUCUCAGCUAUCUGCAUUAUUGGCGAAGAAAACAUCCUCGAUAAGAUUCUGGCUGCCAUGACAAUUGCUGCAGAGAGGAACAAUAAAGAGAGAUUUGCUCCAAUUGUGGAGGGAAUGGAGAACCACGAGGCCCAGCAGCUCCAGGUCGCCUGUAUGCAGCUGAUCAACGCCCUGGUCACUUCGCCUGACGACCUGGACUUCCGGAUACAUCUACGCAACGAGUUCCUCAGAUGCGGCUUAAAGAAGAUCCUUCCUGAGAUAAAAAAGACGGAGGAGCUGGACAUUCAGCUGAAGGUGUUCAAUGAGAACAAAGAUGAAGACGCCAUCGAACUCUCCCAUCGCCUGGACGACAUCCGUGCUGAGAUGGAUGAUAUGAAUGAAGUGUACCAUCUCCUGUCAAAUAUGGUGAAAGACACCGCCUCGGAGACCUACUUUCUGUCAAUCCUUCAGCACCUAUUGCUUAUCAGGAAUGACUAUUACAUCAGACCUCAGUACUACAAGGUGAUCGAGGAAUGCGUGUCUCAGGUGGUUCUGCAUCGCAGUGGGACGGACCCUGACUUUGGCUACAGUAAACGAUUGGAUGUGGACUUCACUCAGCUUAUUGAUCAGUGUGUGGAUAAAGCCAAAGUUGAAGAGAGUGAACAGAAGGCUGUAGAGUACUCCAAAAAGUUUGAUGAGGAGUUCAGCGCACGGCAGGAGGCCCAGGCCGAGUCCCAAAAAAAGGAGGAAAAGAUCAAGGAGCUGGAGUCAAAAAUCCAAACUCUGGAGACACAGAUUGCUGCAGGCCCAGCUGCGCCUGGAGCACCACCUCCUCCACCGCUACCUGGAGGUGCAGCACCUCCACCUCCGCCUCCUCCUCCACCCCCGCCUGGUGGCUGUCCACCCCCUCCGCCUCCUCCUCUGCCUGGCCACGCGUCUAUGCCCCCUCCACCUCCUCCACCCCCAGGGGGAGGACCUCCGCCACCCCCACCGCCCCCAGGUUGUGGGGCCCCACCUCCUCCUCCGUUUGGGGGCUUUGGUGGUCCUCCUCCUCCUCCUGGGUUACCCGUUGUUAAGCUGCCUUAUGGACUGGAGCCAAAGAAGACUUACAAGCCUGAAACUGUGAUGAAGAGGGUCAACUGGUCCAAGAUAGUGCCUCAGGAAAUGGCAGAGAAUUGCUUCUGGAUCAAAGUCAAAGAAGAGAAGUUUGAAAACCCUGACCUAUUUGCUCAGCUCUCCCUGUGCUUCUCCUCACAGAGUAAAGUGAAAAAAGAUGUAAGUGAUGAGACCGAUGACCGAGUACCACAGUUCAAGAAGAAGGCAAAGGAACUUCGUAUCUUGGAUGCCAAGACGGCACAGAACCUCUCAAUUUUCUUGGGCUCGUUCCGCCUGCCUUAUGAAGAGAUCCGGGACAUUGUGCUGGAGGUAGACGAGGAAAGACUGAGUGAAUCACUCAUCCAGAACCUAAUAAAGAACUUGCCAGAGCAGAAAGAACUGAGUGCUCUAGCGGAACUAAAAGGUGAAUACGAGGAGCUUGUGGAGUCAGAGCAGUUCGGUAUUGUGAUGAGCUCAGUAAAGCUGCUGCGACCACGUCUCAAUGGCAUUUUGUUCAAGCUGACUUUCGAGGAGCAGGUGAACAACAUCCGACCAGACAUCAUGAAUGUGACGUUCGCCUGCGAGGAGGUGAAGAAGAGCGAAGGCUUCCGCAAACUCCUGGAGUUUGUGUUGCUGGUCGGCAAUUACAUGAAUGCUGGCUCAAGGAACGCACAGACGUUUGGUUUCAACGUCAGCUUCCUGUGCAAGCUACGAGACACUAAAUCCAUCAGUCACAACACAACACUUCUCCAUUUCCUGGCUGAGAAGUGCGAAGAGAAUCACCCAGAGAUUUUGAAGUUUCCAGAUGAACUGGAGCAUGUGGAGAGUGCCAGCAAAGUGUCUGCUGAAAUUCUAAAGGGCAGUCUGACCACAAUGGAGAAGCAGAUUCAGCGCCUGGAGAACGAUAUCGAGAACUUCCCCAAAACGGACGACCUCCAAGAUAAGUUUGUGGAAAAGAUGUCCGGCUUCUCCAAACAUUCUCGGGAGCAGUAUGAGAAGCUGUCCACCAUGCACAAGAACAUGCAGAAGCUGUACGAGAGCAUCGGCAGCUACUUCGCAUUCGACCCCCACUCAGUCAGCGUGGAGGAUUUCUUCGGAGAGCUGGCCAACUUCCGCUUCCUCUUCGUGGAAGCCGUGAAGGAGAACCACAAGAAGAGGGAGAUGGAGGAGAAGAUCAAGAGAGCCAAGCUGGCGAAGGAGAAAGCUGAGCGAGAGAAGCAGGAGCGUCAGCAGAAGAAGAAGCAGCUGAUUGACAUGAACAAAGAAGGGGAUGAAACUGGUGUGAUGGACAGUCUAAUGGAAGCUCUGCAGUCUGGAGCAGCUUUCCGUGAUCGGCGAAAACGAACACCACGAAAUGGUGAUCAAAGCCCUUCCAGUCCAGCCUCUCGGUGGCCGGGUGCUAACUAUGGUAACAGAACUCUAGAUGGGUUUCUGUCUCUGGCUCAGGUCACUGUUGCCCCAGGGCAGAUUACAACAGAUGGGAGCUGGGAUGCUACUUGAGAUUUCCAACAAACAACCGCCGUGCAGCCCUCGAAAGGUCUCGCUCACGCCACAACCCAAAUCACCAAGCUCGAUGAUUACCCGCGUCUACUACAAGACCCUAGAUAAGUGCCAAAGAGGCCUGCGAUGAUGAGGAGGAGGAGAAGACGAGGAAGACAUCAGGAGGGAUAGACCACCUCCCUCACUGUGGCUUACCCAGCACCAAGUAUAGAAAACUGCCUACAGAAUGGAAUAACCAGACAUUUAUAGUCUUUAUUGGACACUCUACAUAUUUAUUGUAUGCUUUUUUUUUAUUGCUUAAAGAUUUAUUUUGCUUUUGGAACUGAAAAAUUUUAAAAAGCUGUUCAUUUCCAGGUUUAAACGUAUAUUUUAAUCCAAAAGCUUCAAUUAACUCACAGUUUUGACAGGAGAAACAUAACAGUAUGCUGCAGAGAGACAUUCAGCCAAGAUGGACUUCUGAAAACUGCAUGCUUGUGUGGCGGAACAUGGACAGCUGUCCUUUAAAUGGAAACUACAAGACUUAAAGGAAGAGAGGACAGAGUAAUAUUAUCACAUUUAAGGUCCUUUGUUCAGAAAUAAUCACGUCUUCACACUCCAACAAAGCCACAGGAGGUGGCGGCUGUCUGCACCAACACAGAGCACGUGACUCACUGACAUUCAAACUGCAAGACAUUUUAGUUGAUUUAAUGUUGUGUUGUGUAAUCUCACUUUCACCCUUCCGGUGCCGAUUUGUGUCCCGAGGUUAGUUUUGCUGUUACCAUUAGAGGCUGACAUUUUUAAAUGCAUCCAGGUCUCUGUCAGGGACAAAACAUGAACACUCAGACCUCUCGUUAGGUCACACAGGGUUUCAACACGGCACGCCUCAAUGUUUAACAGGUAUUAUAUGUUUAUGGCACUUUUCCAACAACAAGGCAAAAAAACAGCUGGAGUGUGGGGGGGAAAAGUUUUGAAAAUUGAGAUGCUAAACUAUGACUGCUCCCUUAGAUACUAAACUAUACUCCUGUAGAAUGCACUUCUAAUCUUAUGUGAGCACCAGAACAACAAUCUUCACACUGGAAGAAACCAGCCAGUUUCAGUAACUCUGAGGUGUUUGAAAAUGAAGUUACAAAACAUGGAAGAAACUUAAAAAAAUAAAAAUAAAAUGUAGUUGUUUUUUUUUGUUUUGUUUUUUUUGUUACAUUUCUAAUAAAUGGCUUGUACUUGUAUACCGCUUUAUCAAGUCUAGAGGCUCAAAUCGCUUCACACUACAGUCAGUCAUUCACCCGUUCACACACACUGAUGGCGGCAAGCUACUGGAUAGUAGCCACAUCUGCCCACAGGCUGAGGGUUGCCGGGGAUCGAAUACAGAUUGUGGGGCGAACUCCUACCACCAUCAUCACCAUCAUCCACGCCAAAUGAUCAUGACAGAACGGCCCCUCUAGAGUUAAGGCUCCCACAUACUCGGCCGUACUGUCGACAAGCAUCAUGUGUAACAAUUUCCUUAAUUUCCCAACAGUUUUUGUUUCUUCAUAUUCCCUCAUUAAUGCAACAUACUAUAUUUCUUAUCUCUUCUGUUGGACACUCUUCAUAUUCUGACUCAACUUUGUCCCCAAGUUGACAUCGGCUUCCAACCUCAUCAGCUCACCGUCACAUUUAAAACCGUUCGAUGUGAACGAACUCUGUGCGACAGGAAGUACACACAAGUAUGUGGGAGCCUUCAUCAUUAAUCUAUAAUCAUAGCAUUUUACAUUUGACUUUAUGGAUUUAUUUUCUAAUUUUGUAUGAUGUAAAAACGAUGUCAUGACCAAACUCAACCCUGAGUAAAUGCUGCCUCCGGGGUCCACACCGCCUUUUUUUUGUUUUCACCAAAUACAUCACAGGCCAUUUAUGAUUACAGUAAUAUCCUGGGUAAUUUGUAUUUUCAAAACACAUAAUAUAACCUAACUAUAAUUUUUUGUGUAAUUUCUUAAGUAUAGAAAACAUUUCUCUGUGUAGGGCAUCAAACUGUGCUCCAACACAAGGACCAAUGUCUUCUUUAAUCAUUUACUGCAGCUAUUUAACUCUUCUAAGAGUGGAUUUAUUUCUUAUAAAAUAAUGGCCACACUCUGGAGAAUUUCCCUUUUUUUGUGUUUUUUUGAAACGCUAGGGAUGUUUCUGAGAAAUAGUUUAAUGUUAAGACAGUUUCCUUUCUAUCUCUCAAACAGAAAUGAGAAUAGGCAGGUUUCCAGAAAUCAAUCGGUGCACGGAUACUUCUGCUGGAUCGCCGGCACCGUUUGUGCUUUCCUCUUAUGAGAGACUGUGGGUUCAUUCCUUUGCAAGGACCUACUUUCAUAUUUCAAUGUAAACUAUUUAUUCAUAUAUUCAUGCUAAGGGCGGCUCUGUCCCCCUCACUUCACUAGACUGUAAGCAGAUGCUACUAAAAACAACCAUUAAAUCCACACGGAGACGGGGCAUGACCAGAAUUACAGACGGAGGGCCACAGCAGGCCGGAUGAUGCUCGUCUUAGCGAGCGAGUCUCCAACUGCCUUCCGGUUAUUGAGCACUAAUGACAUAAGUGACCCUUUUACCAUGACACAAGUUACUUUAGCAGCAGCAUAACUUUCCUUUGGGCUUCGUGUGUCUGCGCGCCCCAUGCCACCUCAGUAAUCCGAACAGGAACCCGGGGAAAAUGGGAUGCAGUGGUCUCGACUUCUGGGCUGAAUAGAGGGAGGUUUUUCAUUUAAACAAUCUGCCAGUGCUGCUUGUGAUGCGUCUGUUUCACGGAGCCUCCCCUCCCUCUGCCCGCGCGCAUCUAAAAAAUGCAAUUUUACACAUCAUCUCGGCUCGAGGUGCGCCCACAACGCUCCGCGAAGUCUGCAUAUUUAAGAAGACAAUAACUCUGAGCUGAAUAUCAGGUUGGAGCCGUCACAGAGCAAAAGCGUUGAGAAUGAGUUUUCUGGAUAAGGGACUCUGCGGUGGCGGCAGUUUUGAGGACGUGUUGUACACAGCAGUGAUAGAGAUGCGCUGUCAAAAGAAGUGAUUUCCUCUCUGUAAUCGCUUCUCACCGUUUGUUCCUCGCAACACCACAUCUGGGCAAUUUUAAGCUUCGAAUAAGACCUGGUUUUGUUUUUUUAGAUCAGUCCUCCAGCAACACAGAUCUGCCAUGAUAUUGGAUGUUUAUCUGCAAAAACACACAGGUUUUUGCAUUUUGAUUAGUCAGUUUGGCUCAAAAACUUAUUUAACCCUGAAAGUUCUUUUCAAUUAGCCUUUAAGCUGUACAGAUAUCUUAAAAAGUCUUAUUUUGGUCAAUAUUGAUGACCAGUUUUUAAGGUAGAUUUGUUGUGAUUUUAAGUUAUGUAUUUAUCAUCUAAAAAACAUUUUUAAACAAGUAGAGUAAUUAAUAGUUAUUGUAAUAGUUUCCUGCAAACAAAAACAGCUUCACAAACCGAAAGCUGAGAAAAUUUGACAUCCUGCAGGACAAAAAAACGAUUCUAAACGUCAAAUUAAGAGAUUCCUACAAGAAAACAUCCCUCAUCGUAGCUGUGAUUGUUGUCUCCUCAUCCCAUCGUGUUUUAAUAGAAAGUAAUAGCUGGAGCCUUUCAGGUUGAGAAGCCUGAACUGAUCCAUUAUAGUCGUGUGAAAAUCAGCCAAUCAUACCUUCAUCUUUGUGCUUGUUACUAACAAACCUCAGCUGAUGAUGAUAACCUUUGGGUAUUUAUGACACCAGAGAUGUUUCACAUUUAAAACCACAAACUUCAGAGCAUUUCAUUGGAAUUGUUACUUUUUUUAAAAAAUAAACAAAUAAAAAAAACUGUGAUACAGUAAGAACAAAAUUUACACAUAAAAUAAUAUAAUGUUUUCAAAAAUAAUCCGAUCCAAAGACUCUAACAAAAGGAAUAUGUGCAAUUGGCUAAAUGAAGAUAAAACUGUGCAAAUACCAGAAGGGACGUUUCCUCUGGUUACAGUAUCUCAAAUUUAGAACUUUUUAAAGACAAAACGUGAAUUAAAUCACGACAGAAACGGUCAAAAGACGAUAAAUUAGUAAAUAACCUUGAUAGCCAGCAGCUAUCAAGGUUAAAUUAGCAGAGCUAGUUAGCGUUAGCUUCAACUACCUCGAGUCACAAAACGCAGUGAAGAUGUUUAUGACUCAAACUUUAGCCUGACAGAAAAAAGUACCGCUUGAAAAAAUAAUAUACGAUUAAAUAGUCCUGCCAUGAUAAAGACCUGUAAUUAACAUAUUUAAAGUAAACUUGUUUUUUUUUUAUUAUUUAUUUAUUUACAACAUUUUAAGACCUUAAAUUUAAGACUUUUUAAGGAUGCCCUGCUUUUGGUAGCAGUGACUGGUGUAGAAGGAAGGAUCUGUAAUAAUGCUAAUUGGUUUUGUAUUUAGGGAAACACUUUUAAAUACAACUGAUUGCAAAAAAUUGCCUUCAAAUAUAUAACACACCAAAUAGGUGGCAGCAUCAUGCCAUGGGGAUGCUUUUCUUCUAAGGAAAAUACAUGAGACGCUACAAAAGAGUUGAAACUGUGAUUUAAAUCCAUAUAUCAACUUUCAUAAAUACGCACUAGUAUGUUAUAUUGGCUUAUCACAUAAAAUCCUAUUUAAAUGCAACAAAGUUUGUGGUUUUAAUGUGAUGAAUUGUGAAUAAAUUCAAGGGGAAUAAACAGUUUUACAAGCCACUGAGUGCUGAUGGUUCUCAUACUAGUGAGGAGGCAGGGGUAUGAAGUGCAAAGGUUAACUUUAAGGCUCCUAAUCACUCACUGACUUUACAAGAUAUUCUGCGCAGACAAAGGAAAGAUUUGUUCCAAGAUUUGUAAAGGCAACAUUGCUGCUAACAGAGUGAACUAUUUGCUAAGCAUCUCUUCUGGUAAACAGUUACCAGCUGCCACAUAUCCACUUCUAUCCACUUCUUCCCACUUUGAUAGACUUUGCUGGUGAUUUGAUGAAGUUCAGCUGCGGCUGAAUCAACAAGCAAAGCUUAUUUUUGUUGACUAACCCUGUUUGACCAUGAUGUGUAAGCUGCCAUAUCCCUGCCUACCUUCCUUUUAUUUGUCACCAAGUAUGUUUUAUUGUCUUAAGAAACAUUUAUAUUUUUAACAUUUUGAGGUUAUUUGUAUGCUUAGAACUUGGGGAAAACAAAAUGGUUAUGAAUACUGUCCUUCCAUGGAAUAUGUAAUGGAGAAUGGUACAAAUUAAUAACCACUUUGUUAUUAAAACUGAUUUCUGAAAACUAAAA